Molecule: messenger RNA, 1103 nt
Organism: Rhodotorula graminis WP1
Lineage: Eukaryota; Fungi; Basidiomycota; Microbotryomycetes; Sporidiobolales; Sporidiobolaceae
Exons: 4
Coding region: 1-969 (322 amino acids)
Molecular function (GO): lipid binding
Source: RefSeq, a predicted model, not a curated record
AUGCUCGCUACCCAACGAGUCGAAGAGCCGGCAUUGCCCGCCGUGCCCUCGUACCCGUGCCCCUCGCCCUGGACGGCAGAGGUCGACCAGAUCCGACAACGCUUCCUGUACGAGCUCGACCACCCAGAAGACGGCUGGGUCGACCUCGGCGAGCGCGAUGGCGUCCAACUUUGGAAGAAGUGGCACGACAACGAUGAGAAUCCGGUCCCGUGGGUGCGAGGCGAGACGUUCGUCGACGACGUGACGCCCGACGCCUUUCUCGCCGGCGUCGUCCAGAUCCCGGGCAUGCGCAAGCUGUGGGACCCGCGCACCGAGGCCGGCUUCAUGCUGCAGCGCUUCAACCGCACCGAGGUCCUGUUCUACGCCGUCGCCAAGGGCAAACGGUUCAUCGCCUCGCCGCGCGACAUUGUCGGCGUCCAGCGCGACUUUGUCGAGGAGGACGGCAGCGCCCUCAUCCUCCAGACGAGCGUCGAGACGGACCGCGUCCCGAAGCAGUCGGGCCUCAAGCGCGCGACGCUCAAUCUGAGCGGGUGGCACUUCCGGCCCGAGGGCAGCGGCAUCCGCAUCACCUACAUCCUCUCGAUCUCGCUCGGCGGCAUGAUCCCGAGCGCCGUCGUUUCGAUGGCGACCACCGAGAGCCCGAUGUGCACCGGCCGAGCGCGCGACGCCUACUACAAGUACGGUCACGCCCCGUACGUCCACCACGACCCGAAGCACGAGCCGACGACCAUCUUCCAGAACGAGGCGCUCGACACCGACAAGCGCGUGUACCGGUGCGGCGUCACGACGGGCUCGUGCGUCGGCGAGGUGUUCGAGAUCCGGUACGACACGAAGCGCAUGCACCAGGGCGGCGUCGAGGCCGCCGUCGAGGGAGCAGGGCUCGAGUUGAGCGACGACGGCAAGGGCACGGUCAGGGUGCAGGUGACGGCGGCGGGCGAGAACGCGACGGUCGUCCUCUCGCCGAGGUAGUCUCGCGAGCCCUCUCUCUCCCUUUCCUUUUUGCGUUCCCCUGUACCCGUUGUACGACCAUCUCUCGCACCCGCAUCUAUGGCUGUAGUUCUAGUUGUUCAUGAUCUCUCUGCAUUGCCUCAGUCUCUCGCGGU